UACUGCAAGUACGCUGAAAACGAAUGAGAACUACAGCAGUAACUCAGAGCACGCGCUGUCUUGGGCGGUCAGAAUGAAUCAGCCAAUCCACCGCACCCUUGCAUCCGGGAGCGACCGUUGGACAGCAGUGUACCUUAUUAAUAACUACCAAUAGCUGGACGCCCUCAGCCGCACCACAAUAACCCACCGCGUGUUCCACUCCGAUCCGUUCCAUUCUGCUCUCCUCUCGAGAGGAAGAAGGAAGGAGGAAAGGAGGGAGAAGAAAGAAAAAAAAACCCCAAUUCCUUCUUACCCCGCGCUAAAAAGGCCAAUAUCAGAGCAUUUUGUUUCGCAACGACAACAAGUCACGGGGAGUAUCAUGGCUCCUCACGAACGGUCCUCGUUGUUCUCGGGUGGGUGGGGAAGUGAAUACGGUUCCUACCACCGCUCCUACGGCCCCCGCUGUCGCCAGGGGGAAUCCAUCGCCCGGUUUUUCAAGCUCGCUCUCAUAUCUUCUUGCUUGGCGGCCGCUCUGUACUUGUACUUUCCUUGGGGGCAAUUCCAAAGUACUCACCCGUUUCUCUCUUCCCGCACCUUUUCUUUAGCGUGCGGGGUGGCUGACUGACUGACUGACUGACUGACUGACGGCAGGAGCACAGCCAGUUCUAUACACGCACAAAAUCGGUGUGAUAGGAGCCGGGCCGGCGGGGCUAUCGGCGGCGUACCACAUCCACCAGUAUGCCCACAAGCGUGGGAUCCCUGUCGAAAUAGGGAUAUAUGAAAAGGCCCGAGUGGGCGGGCGAGUGGCGGAGGUCGUCGAGAUCGGCGGGGUGGAGUAUGAUGUUGAAGAUUUGGGCUUCCACACCUCUGACCGGACCAUAGUGGAUCUUGUGCGGAAGUUGGGAGAGUGCGAUUUGGGAAUUUGGUCCACGGAUCCUGGGUUGGGAUUGAAGAGGGGGAGUUUUAAAGUGUAUUCUAACCAAAUAUCUCCUCCCCACGUGCUGCGGUAAUAGAGCUAAGUGUGGAGAAUAGCUACGACGGCCAUUCCAAAAUAUUUGACCGGACACCCCCAAAGAGCUUCCUGGAAGACUGGUGGCACUCUUUUCAACUCUUUCUGAGAUACCAUCAUUCCCCGCGCACCGUCAAUGAUCUCUACACAAGAUCCGUCAAGGCCUUCUCAAAGAUUUACACACAAACCGAAGACCCCAGCAUCACAACGAAUUCCAACCUCAUCCAGGAUCUCAUCCAGCGGCUCAACUUGGAAGCGGAAACGAUAACCCCAGCGUCGGUAUAUCUGCAUCAGAAAGGCGUGUCAGAUUCCUUCUCCCGCGACCUCGUAAAUGCGUGGGCUCGCGCUGCCACGGGGCAGAACCUUGGCAGCGUGAACGCAUUCACCGCGUUGCGGAGCUCGUACACGGGUACUAUUGAAAUGGCCGUCGGUGAGAGGACGGGAGCACUGUUCGAUUGCCUACUGGCAGCCUCCGCGGCGCAAGUCAUCCCUAUGGAAGUUACCCGUGUACGUAGGCAUCCACCAAGCUGGGACGGGGAGUGGACAAUUACCUCCUCUCUAGAAAUCCCUUUCACACCCGAGGGUGAGGUCGAGGACAAUAGGAAGUUUGAGGUGGACGUUGCCUUUGACCACGUAAUCCUUGCUGCGCCGUUCUAUUCUUCGAAUGUAUACUUUGAGGGGGCGCAGCUCGACGCUAUCCCCCACUUUAUGAAUUACACGACGCUACAUGCUACCCUAUUUAUCGUAGACUCGGGGAAAACCAUGGGUGGAUCCUGCAAAAAUAUUUUGACAACACUACAACCAGGACACUUUUCAGGAGGCCAGCUCAGGCCUGGCCCCGAAGACGGCGGCAGUGCGGGCGUUUACUCCAUACGCCCAUGGCGUAUGAUAGAGUUGAAUGGUAGAGUCGUAGAGGUAUACAAGGCCCUCUCGCCGGAAGAGAUAGACAAGGAUCGCAUCAUGCACGUGUUGCACGCCGUGGGCUGUAGCCACCCUGUUGAAAUAUUGGCACAUGUUGAGGUUUGCCCCAUUACUAUCUACAAGAAAGGAAGGAAGGAAUCUAGCUGAUGGAUGGGUUUUUUGAAACAAAAAUCAAGAUCGGAAAUGCCUACCCAAUCCACCACCCCCGCACCGCAUUCUCCCACAGCAGACUCGCGGAGGGCCUCUGGUACACCGGUGGCAUCGAGGAGAUAGGCAGCACCCUGGAGCUAAGCGUGCUAAUGGGAAAGAUGGUUGCUGAAGGACUUGUGCGGGGGCUCAGGAAGUUUGAUCUCCCGGCUAAACCGAUGCAAGAGGGGGAGGCGAAAGAACCGGUGAAGGAGGAGCAUAGGGAAGGGGACGACGAGGACGAGGAUAAACGUCCCGGAAGGCCAGAGAGACCAGAACGCCCACAGAGGCCAGAGAGACCAGAACGCCCGCAGAGGCCAGAGAGGCCCGAAGCCCUAGUCAAUGAAAACUGGCCCGAGCGUCCUGAACACACACAGGCAUUGGGAAACCAACUGGAGGAGGAGGUGAUGGUGGUGAAGGAGGGCAAUGGAGACGAUACACCUCCCAAGAAACCGGACCAUCCGGAUUGGCCUGAAAGACCCGGACGACCGGAGCGUCCUGGGCGCCCCGAGAGACCGGGCAGACCUGAGCGUCCUGGGCGCCCCGAGAGACCAGGCAGACCUGAGCGCCCCGAGAGACCGGGCAGACCCGGGGAUGACUCAAGGCAGCCCGGUGACGGGGGGAGAGUGAGGAGGUUUUGAGGAUAUGAUUUGUUAGGUUUACGAUUUUUUAUUUUUUUCCUUCCCACGAUAGUAUUAUUAUGAUUUUCUUAUGUCAAGGGAUUGAAAUUGCUGGGCUGUUGGGUUUAUUUACUGUUGGCUAUGGGUUCUGGGAAUACCCUAGUUGAGGAUUUUAGGCUUGGUUCUGCCAAUUUCAACGAUUUUAAUUACUCCGCG
Molecule: messenger RNA, 2931 nt
Organism: Tuber aestivum (summer truffle)
Lineage: Eukaryota; Fungi; Ascomycota; Pezizomycetes; Pezizales; Tuberaceae
Source: the annotation of a GenBank genome assembly